GCCGCACUCCGCCCCGCACCCCCGCGGCCGCCGCCGCCGUACCCACCGACCCGCCCCGUUCCCUUUCCCGAUGUCCACCCCGUCGGCCCCGCCGCCCUGCCCGCACCUCGCCGCGCACCGCCUGUCCUCGCGCCCGCUGCGCUUCCUCCGCCGCUGCCUCCGCGUGCGCCCGCUCGGCCGCCCCGAGAUCCGGCGGGACCCGCGCGAGCUCCCGCGCUGCUCGCCCUGCGCCGCCGCGUCCCCCUCCCAGUCCCCGCGCCUCUACGCCUGCCUCUCCUGCGCCGCCGUCUUCUGCCCCUCCCACGCCGCCUCGCACGCCUCCGCCUCCGCGGGCCCCGGCCACCAGAUCGCCGUCGACGUCGACCGCGCCGAGCUCUUCUGCGCCGCCUGCGGGGACCAGGUCUACGAUCCCGAUUUCGACCACGCCGUCUUCCUCGCCCAAUCCUCCUCGCUCCUCCCCUCCACCUCCUCCACCUCGCCCUCCCCGGCACCACGGAAGCGCCGGCGCGUGGAUUACCGCGCAUGGGCGCCAGAUCCGGCCGAAUUCGCGCUCAUGAGCUCCGCGGACCCCACCACCUCCGCGUCCGCCGCCGCGCCUGCCGGGCUGCGCGGGCUCAACAACCUCGGCAACACCUGCUUCAUGAACUCCGUGCUCCAGGCGCUCCUCCACGCGCCCCCGCUCCGGAACUACUUCCUCGGCGAUCGGCACAACCGGUUCCUCUGCCCGCGCCGCACGCCCGUCAGACACCGUGCCACGGAGGCCGACGCCGCCAAGGUCGCGUGCCUCGCGUGCGAUCUCGACGAGAUCUACUCCGCGGCAUUCUCCGGGGAGCGCAUGCCAUACAGCCCCGCCAAGUUUCUAUAUAGUUGGUGGCAGCAUGCAUCAAACCUCGCAAGCUACGAGCAACAGGAUGCACAUGAAUUUUUUAUCUCCAUCCUUGACCAUAUCCAUGAAAAUAUAAAGGAUGAUCAGCACAAGUCACAUGCCCAAGGCCAUGGGGACUGUUGCAUUGCCCACAGAGUAUUUUCUGGUAUCCUGAGGUCAGAUGUCACCUGCACAAGCUGUGGGUUCACAUCCACAACUUUUGAGCCCUGUAUGGACAUUUCCUUGGACCUGGAUAUUGGAGAUAACACUCCUUUUGGUGUUGCAAACACAAAGCCACAUGUGCGCAAUGGGGAACGGGGCUUGGCUGGCAUGAAUUCCAAGGUAUCAACUCUAAUGAGAUGUUUGGAGCGGUUUACAAGGGCUGAGAGACUUGAUGCUGAGCAAAAAUUCUUCUGUGAACGCUGCGAUGAGAGGCAAGAGUCCCUGAAGCAAAUGUCCAUUCGCAGGCUUCCAUUAGUUUCCUGCUUUCACAUAAAGAGAUUUGAGCACUCGGCGGUGAAAAAGGUGUCAAGGAAAGUUGAUCACUGUUUGCAGUUCCCCUUUUCCCUUGACAUGGCACCUUACCUAUCUUCAUCUAUUCUUAGAAGUAGAUAUGGAAACCGUAUAUUUCCAGCAGAAGCUAGUGAUGCAGAUGCAGUUUCAGAAUUGUCAUCAGAAUUCGAGAUAUUUGCAGUGAUCACACAUAGUGGUAAACUAGAAGCUGGCCAUUAUGUGACAUAUCUGAGGUUAAACAAUCACUGGUAUAAAUGUGAUGAUGCCUGGGUAACGAGAGUUGAGGAGCAUACUGUCAGAACUUCUCAGGCAUACAUGCUCUUUUAUGUGCAGAAGACGCUAUAUUACAAAGCUUGUGAAAGAGCAGCUGCAGUCUGAUCUGAAGCAAACACUGAUGGCACUACUCCACAACGUCAGGAGAAGUUGCCAUUGAAUCAGAUACACAUUUAGUCGGUCAAGAGGAAAAAAGUCAUGGUAUUGGUAAAAAAAUGCAUGGUAUUUUGACAGCACAGCCAUCGAGACAGAUGAUGGUCAAAUUUUCAUUCUCAUUGAGCAAUAGUUCCAGUCAGAGGGAACCUUUUUUUUGGCGAUUUUCUUUACAGCCAGUUGCCCAAAGGGAAGAUGGUCGAAUUUAUGCAUUGUAUUAUCAUAUAAUCCUGAUUGAUGGAUAUCUUGUGGUGGCUGCCACAAAACUGUAAGUGCGUCAUUAUUUGAUAUCAUUGAUGAUGAGGAUGCUCAAACCAAUCAUGCUGGUAGAAACUGUAGAAACAUAACGAAAAGGGGAACCGAAUUUUUGAUGCGUUCCUUUCAGUAAUUGCAUUUUCGCUCUACUGAUGGUAGAGUUUUCUUGCUGGUGCUGGCCGUUCUGUGUAUUGUCCCUUUCUUGUUUUACUUGGUUCAUGUGCUUAAUGGAUGAGCUGAAAUAUGCAGCUGUCAUA
Messenger RNA from Panicum virgatum (switchgrass), 2316 nucleotides. Its product is annotated as ubiquitin C-terminal hydrolase 22-like. Gene Ontology annotation, molecular function: zinc ion binding; cysteine-type deubiquitinase activity. Gene Ontology annotation, biological process: protein deubiquitination. NCBI's taxonomy places the organism in Eukaryota, Viridiplantae, Streptophyta, Magnoliopsida, Poales, Poaceae. The transcript has 3 exons. The record is from RefSeq and is a predicted model, not a curated record. Bases 71 to 1756 code for a protein of 561 amino acids.